Molecule: messenger RNA, 1446 nt
Organism: Labeo rohita (rohu)
Lineage: Eukaryota; Metazoa; Chordata; Actinopteri; Cypriniformes; Cyprinidae
Exons: 5
Coding region: 548-1222 (224 amino acids)
Source: RefSeq, a predicted model, not a curated record
AGUGUAUAUGCAUCUUAUACAUGUUCAGGGUUGUUUAUUUUUUCUGCCCAAAGUGCCCAAUGGAAAAAAAGGCCAAUAUCAUAGCUUGGCACAGUAUCAUUACAAGGAAAGAUUCACAUUUUAUCAAUGUUGUCUAUGUAGAUCCCAGCAUUUGUGACCUAGUUUCAGUGCAGUUAUAAUGGAAUGCCAACAAGUGAUUGAGUGAGAGUGAUUUCCCUGUUCCAACAGGAAGGAUAUGAUAUAGGUUUCCCUCUAGCGUUUGGUGAGCUUGCAUUUCCUUCCUUAAAUGCCUAUUACAAUACGGCUUAAACUGCCAGAUCUACCGUACUGUAAUUAAACUGAAAGAUGAGUCAAUUUUCCAGCAGUGAAUAAAAAGCGUGGGUGUUUACGGAGCUAGGAAGAGUUUAGAAGAAUUUAAAGUACCUUUUGUUGAUGUUCCCCGACCGGAGACUUGACAGAAAAGUCGGCUGUGGACUGUAACAGCUCUGCCGAAUCUGUUCAGUAGCUGCAAGGACUUUCGACAGAUAGUAUGGGAAAAGUAUAAAGGAUGAAAAGAGCUUACAGAUGUUCCUUGACGUUUCUGGCACUUUUGUGUAUGAUAAAAGUAUGUGAAUUGUGCUCAAGUGUUAAAGCAAGUCGCGCUACAAAGUUUGUGGCGGAGGGCAGCCGUCUCCAGUUAAGCUGUGAAGUGCUACACUGUGGGCUUCCUGGCUGGACUGGAGGAUGGGUUUUCCAGGAACUGGACAGAGCAGGAUUUACUUCCCUCACUCCCUCUAAACGAAUCGAGAUGUCCAAUUACACCUCAACAGCCAAUGGCACGCAUCUGUUCCUCCGCAUUCACAACCUUAACCAGACAGAUGCUGGAGCGUACAAGUGCCUGAUAUACUGGCCUGAUAGUGUCACUAGCAGUGGACAUGUGACAUAUGUGAAUGUGACUGCAGCAGCAGUAGAUUCACCAGGCAGAAGCCUCUCUCAUAGAGUCCUGCUUUGUCUUGGUUCCUUGAUGUGUUUUCCUGUUGUUUUGGGAUUUGUUUGGUGUCUAACCCGGAAUCAUCGACUGCCACCACCCCCUGUCCCGCCUCGCACGUCCUUUGCAGCUGGAGUGAAACCAAAAAAGGAAUUGGUGUAUGCAGAAGUUACAUUGAGCGAUUCAAGGCGGCAGAAUGAUCAUCCAAAACAAGCAUCUGAGCCAACUGUCUAUUCCUCUGUGCAUUUCUCCUGAACAAAAAGACAUCUUGCAUUUCUAUCUCGAAUGUGGCUGUGGGUUAUUUUCAAUAGCAAAAUAAACAUGACUGGAAACAUAGUGGCAGUACUGUUGCAAAGAUCCUUUGAAAUGUGAAUGCUAGCAUUGUUACACUUUGUUUUAUUAUACAGUAGUUGUAUUACCAUAUUAAAUGCUGUUCUUCCAGGAAUGUGCCUUUUGUAUAUAAAUUGUGUGGCUGUAUC